AGGACGUGCUGUUUUUUCCCCACGUUAUAUGAUACGGACGUUUCGGACCUUUCGGAAUAUAUACGCAACAUAAGCCACGUGACUGCCCAAAUGACUGACCAUGAUGAUGUCACUGUUUGGAAGCGUGUGAUAAAUACGGUGGAUCCAGAGCAGCAUGGGCUUCAGGACAUUGCCCCGCUUGUACAGAGUGUGGAGGAGACUCCAGAGCCCAUCCCUGCCACCAUCAAAGGCACAAUACCUACAUGGAUCUGUGGAAAUUUUCUUCGCAAUGGGCCUGGAAAGUUUGAGUUCGGAAAUCAACACUUUAAUCACUGGUUUGAUGGGAUGGCCAUGAUGCACUGCUUUAAGAUUGCUGAUGGUCAGGUGACCUACAGAAGUUGCUUCCUGCGCAGUGACGCCUACAAGCAGAACAGUGAGAUGAAUCGAAUUGUGAUGUCUGAGUUUGGCACUCUUACUUUCCCUGACCCAUGCAAGAAUAUCUUCCAGCGCUUCCUAUCACGCUUUGAGAGGAUGAAGCCCACAGACAACGCUAAUGUGAACUUUGUGAAAUACAAAGGUGACUACUAUGUCAGCACAGAAACAAACUUUAUGCACAAAAUUGAUCCGGACACUCUAGAAACGAAAGAGAAGGUGGACUGGAGCAGCUUCAUUGCUGUUAAUGGUGCAACCGCCCACCCUCAUGUUGACACAGAUGGUACAGUCUACAACAUGGGCAACUCCUACGGCAGGAAAGGAGCUUUGUACAACAUUAUCAGCGUGCCUCCAAAGAAGGAAGACCCUGAUGAAACACUGCAUGGUGCAAAGGUGCUGUGUUCCAUUUCUCCUGCUGAAAAAAACAAGCCUUCCUAUUACCAUAGCUUUGCCAUGUCGGAGAACUAUGUGGUUUUCAUCGAACAGCCCAUAAAGAUGGACCUGCUUAAGAUAAUUACAUCAAAGAUGAGGGGGAAGAGCAUAAAUGACGGUAUCUAUUGGGACCCAAAAGUAGAGACUGUCUUCCAUGUUGUAAACAAACAUACUGGACAGGUGAGUCCAGUGAAGUACCACACCAAGGCUUUAUCCACCUUCCACCAGAUCAAUGCAUUUGAGGAGAAUGACUUCCUCAUAGUGGACAUGUGUUGCUCAGAUGAUGGCCAGGCCCUUCAGGUCUACUUUCUUCAGAACUUGCGCAAGUCAGGAGAAGCCCUGGAUGAGGUGUAUAACAGCUUACCCAGGGCAUUUCCUCGCCGCUUUGUUCUGCCUCUGUGCAUAACCAAUGACACUCCACUGAACCAGAACCUCAACACACGGCCCAACAGCUCUGCUUCUGCUGUCUGCCUCAGCAAAGAGAAGGUGUUCUGCAUGUCCGAAGAUCUGCAUGACGAUGAACUAUUGGAUUAUGGUGGUUUGGACUUCCCUCACAUUCACUACGACAGGUGCAACACCAAACCAUACCGCUAUUUCUAUGGCUGUGGCUUUGGACACCUGGUGGGAGAUUCAUUGAUCAAGAUGGACCUGGAGAGUAAAAAGCUGAAGGUGUGGUGUCAACCAGGCCUUUAUCCAUCUGAACCCGUGUUUGUUCCCUCACCUCAUGCAGAGGAAGAGGAUGAUGGAGCCAUCUUAUCUGUUGUCCUUACACCCACUGUGGAUAAAGGUAAAUUUAUGCUGGUUCUUGAUGCGAAGACGUUUGAGGAACUGGGAAGAGCUGAAGUGCCUGUUAACAUUCCGUACGGCUUCCACGGGACCUUUAACUCCUCAGUAUAAAAAUGCAGUGGCACAACAGGAAGGUUCAACUCUGGCCAAAUUGAUGACACUUCACUUAAAAGACAUAUUUUUUGCUAUUGGUUUGCUUACCACUGUAACACACUAAUGAAAUAAAUCUUUAAAUUAUUAUUAUUAUAUUACAGUAUAAUAUUUUUUAAUAAAUGACAUUAUAAUAGGAUUUUUAACAGAAAAACUAUUCAUCUGUAUGUAUAUAAUAUUGUUUUUUUGCACAGCUGCACUGUGAUGAUGUUCUGAAAAGAUUCAUAAAUUUAUGAUUCCAUAUUUAGCCACCUAAACAUAAAAAAAAAUAUUCAUAUUACUAACGCCUUAUUUCAUUUCCAUCAUUUUAGUAGAACUGUCAUAAAUAUAUAUUUGCUCUUUUUAAAGGAUAAUAUUUGUUGACUGUGCUUUGAAUGAUUUUUGGCAGUGGUCUCUAUCCACGGACAUGAGAACUCACUUAAAUGUUUUGAUGAUUAUUAAAAUGUUGUAAUUAAUAUGCUACUGAUUCCAACCCAGCUGACCUAAGGGAGAUUUGGGACUGAAAUAUUAGACAUCAAGACAUUUUACAAGUCUUGUGUGUGUCUUGUUGCAUGCUUUUACAUGUAUAAAGGUAAGAUAAAUGCAAUAUAAUGUUGGCUAUCAAUAUUACGUAAAUAAAAGCCCAAAUCUUAAUUGUAAUCAGUACACUGUUUGAUGAACUGGUGCUCAGUGCCAUCUGCUGGCAAUCCUGCAUCUGUAACGUCUUAAAAGUGGACAUCUAUAAUGCAAGAACAGAAAAUUGGCUGAAACA
Messenger RNA from Hemibagrus wyckioides, 2530 nucleotides. Its product is annotated as carotenoid-cleaving dioxygenase, mitochondrial-like. Bases 91 to 1740 code for a protein of 549 amino acids. Lineage: Eukaryota; Metazoa; Chordata; Actinopteri; Siluriformes; Bagridae. The record is from RefSeq and is a predicted model, not a curated record. Gene Ontology annotation, molecular function: carotenoid dioxygenase activity; beta-carotene 15,15'-dioxygenase activity. Gene Ontology annotation, biological process: retinal metabolic process; carotene catabolic process. Gene Ontology annotation, cellular component: mitochondrion. The transcript has 12 exons.